Molecule: messenger RNA, 540 nt
Organism: Lolium perenne
Lineage: Eukaryota; Viridiplantae; Streptophyta; Magnoliopsida; Poales; Poaceae
Source: RefSeq, a predicted model, not a curated record
AUGCACACAGUCGGCAUCACUGAGAACAUGCUGGAGCCAAGACGCAACAUUCCACGGAAUAGUACCGGGAUUGUCCUGUUCCCAAUGGGCAAAGUCCGGGUUGAUGUCCUGUUUGGUGGCCGGGAUAACUACCGGGUGGAGAACAUUCAGUUUGAAGUGGUUGAUCUUGACAACCCUUACCAUGCUCUGCUGGGAAGGCCGACAUUAGCAAAGUUCAUGGCCUCUACUCAUACGGCUUACCUGAAGAUGAAGAUACCGGUGCCCAACAGCACCAUAACCGUGGUAGGCAACUACAAGGUCUCACUGGACACAGCUUCAAUCGGAUCAUGCUUGGCCGAAUCUCUGGUCAUAGCGGAGGAGAAGAGGAGGAUCCAGACUGCUGUCGCGCUGGCACAAUCAACCCAUCGUAACUUAGCGGCACUGAGCAGCCCGCUUGGCGGAACGACAUUCAAGCCACCAAAGGAGACAAAGGACAUUGUCCAGGACCCGGCAUACCUGGAGCGCACCGUCCGCGUUGGUGCCAGACUGAAUGAGGCAUAG